This is a messenger RNA of Hylaeus anthracinus, 1121 nucleotides long. RefSeq lists its product as uncharacterized. Gene Ontology annotation, biological process: reciprocal meiotic recombination. Bases 117 to 992 code for a protein of 291 amino acids. The transcript has 5 exons. Lineage: Eukaryota; Metazoa; Arthropoda; Insecta; Hymenoptera; Colletidae. The record is from RefSeq and is a predicted model, not a curated record. Gene Ontology annotation, cellular component: site of double-strand break.
AUCCAAUCAGCUUUGUCUAAAAGCAUGUGUACUGUUUGAAAGGUAAAUAAUAUUUAGUAACAAUUUCAUUACGAAAAUUUAUAUUAAUGGUAUCGAAAAUUUAAUUUGAGAAAAAAAUGGAUUUGGAUACUGCUUAUAUUGAACCAUUACUGGAAGACUGGUUGGAUGGUCUUCAAGCAGUUAUGAAAGAACAGGAAAAACUUGUUAAAGGCAAUGAUGAAUUUUACAUGCCAUUUGUAGCCAUACCAGCUCCAAUUAUUAGUGCAAUUUUUAAAAUAACAAAACACCUUGAUUUGGGACCAGAUACUAAAUAUAUUGCCAUUCAUCUGUACGACAAAUUUAUGUGCAAUUAUUUUUGGGAAGUGUACAAAGAUGAAACUACUGAGCAAACAGAAAAUUCUUGGUCAAAAGUUUGUAAGAAGAUAUCCAGUCAAUCAAAAUUGUACCUCAUGUCAUGUUUGCAAUUAGCUAGUAAAAUGGACUCGCACUCGACAAGUUUAGGAAUAUCGCAAGUACUUAACAUUUUACGAUGGAUCGACAAAAAAUCAGAGUAUACAAAAAGUAUAAUUUUCUUAUCAGAAUUUAAAGUAUUUAAAAUGGUAGGAUUUAGAAUGCCAUUUUGUACACCAUUGAAUUGUAUAGAAAUUCUUUUAGCUGCAACAGGUCUUAUGAAUAUGCCAAACAUGCAAGAUCUAACUACAAGUUUGUUGGAUUCAGUUUAUUUACAGCGGGAAAAACUGUACUCUAAUUUACAAUGUUUAGUACAAGGGCAUACUGCGACAACCGAUCAAGAAAAGAGGUACCUUAUAACGUUGGAAUCCAAUACAUUAUUUUUGGGAGCUUCGGUAGUUCUUUGCGGAACAUUCUUCGCACGUGUGGACAAUGAAACAGCUAAAAUUAUCGCCUUAAAGUUAUCAGAAUUAGUAAAUAUAAAAAAGGAUGAUAUCUGGAAUAUGGCCAGUAUACUUCUUGUGAUGACACUUCAAGAAUAAAUGUAAUUUACAGAAAUAUAUAAAAUAUUUCAAUAAUUAUUGUCACUUUUCAAUCCAGGCAACUCUCGAUUUAUAAACAUUUGCUACAGUGAAUAUCAUCAUUCAUAAAAUAUUUCUUCAAGUUGCUGA